AUGGCGACAAAUUCUAUUAAAUUAUUGACUGGGAACAGUCAUCCGGAACUGGCACAGCUAGUUGCUGACAGGCUUGGAAUCGAGCUGACAAGGGUUAUGGUUCUACAAUAUUCGAACCAAGAAACCAGCGUCACCAUCGGCGAGAGCGUGCGAGAUGAAGAUGUUUUUAUUUUACAAUCGACGAGGCCUAAUGAUAUCAACGACGGCUUGAUGGAAUUACUUAUUAUGAUCAACGCCUGCAAAACCGCCUCAGCAAGACGCAUCACUGCGGUAAUUCCCAACUUCCCGUAUGCUCGCCAAGACAAGAAGGACAAGAGUCGGGCCCCCAUCACAGCAAAACUUAUGGCGAAUAUGCUUCAAACCGCCGGAUGCAAUCACGUCAUCACUAUGGAUCUUCAUGCCAGUCAGAUCCAAGGGUUUUUCAAUGUGCCCGUGGACAACCUCUAUGCCGAACCAAGCAUGUUGCGCUGGAUUCGACAGAAUCUUGACGUAGCGAAUUGUGUUAUCGUCAGUCCCGACGCUGGCGGCGCCAAACGGGCCACUGCCAUUGCCGAUCGUCUGGAUCUCCAAUUCGCACUCAUCCAUAAGGAACGGCCACGGCCCAACGAGGUCUCACGCAUGGUGCUUGUCGGUAGUGUCAAGGAUAAAAUCGCCAUUAUUGUCGAUGAUAUGGCCGAUACCUGCGGUACUUUGGUUAAAGCAGCCAGCACCCUCAUCGACAACGGCGCAAAAGAAGUACUUGCCAUUGUGACGCACGGUAUUCUUAGCGGAAAGGCCAUUGAAACGUUGAAUACUGGUCGUUUGAGCCGCAUUGUGGUGACGAAUACCGUGCCACAUGAGGAAAAGAAGUUAUUAUGCGAUAAGAUUGAGACCAUCGAUAUCAGUCCUGUAUUAGCGGAAGCGUGUCGACGAACGCAUAACGGAGAGUCAGUCAGCUUUUUGUUUUCGCAUGCGGUGUCUUAA
Molecule: messenger RNA, 963 nt
Organism: Uncinocarpus reesii 1704
Lineage: Eukaryota; Fungi; Ascomycota; Eurotiomycetes; Onygenales; Onygenaceae
Product: ribose-phosphate pyrophosphokinase 3
Exons: 3
Coding region: 1-963 (320 amino acids)
Biological process (GO): purine nucleotide biosynthetic process; ribonucleoside monophosphate biosynthetic process; 5-phosphoribose 1-diphosphate biosynthetic process
Cellular component (GO): cytoplasm; ribose phosphate diphosphokinase complex
Molecular function (GO): ribose phosphate diphosphokinase activity; magnesium ion binding
Source: RefSeq, a predicted model, not a curated record